GCUAUGAAAGCCUUUUUACCCAAUACUUCCAACAAAAUUUCUCAGGUGAUUAAACCCUCUCUCCUUCCUGUGGUCCAUCAAGCCCAAACCCAAAACCCCAACAUGACGACUCGCUCCUCCGCCCUCCUCCGCCGUUCGCUGCCGUUCGCCGCCGCAUCUCGCUCCUCAACAACCUUCCCCCAAGCCUUUCAUGAAUGUCAGUCUCAAUACACAACCACCGCCACCACCGAGGCGGUGGCUGAAACCACGGACGAUGACAAGAAGAAAGGCAAGUGGUUCACCUUGCCGCCGUUCGUUUCGACCGUCGACGGCGCUGCGCUGGGGAAGGAGCUCUCAGGGCGGCGGUCCGAGAGAAAAGGGGAUGCCGCCGCCACCACGACGGCGCUUAAGUGGGUUCUGAGGUGCUGCCCUCAACUUCCGAGGUCUCUCGUUCAAAAGCUCUUUCGCCUGAGACAGGUUCGAAGAGAAUCCUCUGACUUUGCAACAAGUUUUGAUUUGGGUGUUAAAGCACAUGAACAUCAACUUAGAAGGGUGGCUGCUAAGGAUUCAAUGAACUUAGGAGAUCAAAUAUUUCUUCCUGUAACUGUUCAAGAGUUUCCCUCUGACAAACCCAAGUGCUUUCACAAUGAAGAAGAAAUGAACUUUCUCCACAGCCUUGAGUUGUAUAAGGAUCCAGCCAUUAUUGUUGUGAAUAAACCCCCUGGAAUGCCUGUUCAGGGUGGAGCAGGCAUUAAAAAAAGUUUAGAUGAAUUAGCUGCAACUUAUUUGAGCUAUGAUUUCCCAGAACCCCCUCGACUGGUGCACAGACUUGAUAGAGAUAGUAGUGGCAUCUUGGUGAUGGGGAGGACGCAAACAAGUACUAGAGUUUUGCAUUCCAUAUUCCGCGAGAAGACUUUUGGAGCAUCAAAUGAUGGUUUGCUCAACAGAAAGAGAAUUUUGCAAAGGAAGUAUUGGGCACUUGUCAUUGGGUCUCCUAGACGUGCUGCAGGAGUAAUCUCAGUUCCGUUAAAAAAGGUGAUAGUGGAUGAUGGAAAAUCUGAGAGAAUAACUGUUGUUGACAAUGCUGAAGUGAUGUCAUCUCAGCAUGCCAUAACAGAGUAUCAAGUGAUUGAAUCUUCUUCUCAAGCAGGUUAUACAUGGCUAGAACUGUCUCCUCUCACUGGUAGAAAGCACCAGCUUCGAGUACACUGUGCUGAGGUAUUGGGUACACCUAUAGUCGGAGACUACAAAUACGGAUGGCAAGCUCAUCGGAAAAUGAAACAUCUGCCUAACCCUAAUCUUGAAAUGGACCCGAACGAACAGUUCCCCAAGGGAACUAGACUUCCCUUGGGUCUUGAUUUGGACAAGGGAAGCAUUCUUGAAAGGCAGCCCCAUCUACACCUUCAUUGUAAGGAGAUGGUUUUGCCUGAUGUCUCUACUGCUUUGUACCAUUUGCAAUUUUCAUCAAGUUCUGACCUUACCAGUCUGGAUAGCCUAAAAUUAGCCGCUCCUUUGCCUUCACACAUGGAAAAGAGUUGGAACAUUCUGAAUUCUUGAGCCCUAAUUAAUUAGGUUCUUGAAAGUUCUCUUCACUCUCAUUGGGAAUCGUAUUAUCGUCCAUUCUGAGCAACAAAUGGAGAAGUUAUGUUAUUACUCUCAUCAGUAUGCUAAUAUGGGUCCAAUUAUUUCCAGUAAUCACUGUCAAGCACUAAGCGAAUGGAUCAGACGUAUAUAAUUGGAGAUCGCUCACUCUCUUGUGCUUCUGCUAGUGUCGCCCACCCAAGCAUAGUCCAAAAAUGAAGUACAAUGCAUGAUUUAAAGCUUCUGAUGUGCUACUUAUACCAUGUGAAGGUUAUGCAUUCUGAUGCAAUUUCCCGCAGAUUGGUUUUAUAUUCUGCUUUCUCUUGUUAUGUUCACCAGCCUGACUGUCAGAGAAGCUGUGGAAAAGAACAGGUACAUCAUCUUCAUCAGCUGCCAUAUCGCAGCAGGCAGUGAUCAAACCUCAGGCAAUCUGAAAGGAAAACAAAUGUGAUCACAAAACAUGAAGUUUGGGGCCCUGGUUGUGGAUCCAAAUAUUGCUGGGUGUUUUUUAUUUUUAUUUUUUUGGGGGGGUUUCUGUUAAGAAAUUUUGGACUGCUCUUAAUUUAUUAUUAAUUUACCAUAGCAUUGUAUUUUUUGAUUUAGUAA
Messenger RNA from Camellia sinensis, 2166 nucleotides. Its product is annotated as Pseudouridine synthase family protein. Gene Ontology annotation, molecular function: pseudouridine synthase activity; RNA binding. Gene Ontology annotation, biological process: enzyme-directed rRNA pseudouridine synthesis. Lineage: Eukaryota; Viridiplantae; Streptophyta; Magnoliopsida; Ericales; Theaceae. The record is from RefSeq and is a predicted model, not a curated record.